UCACGCACGAAAUACGUUCCCCAAAUCCUUCAUAUCUGUAUAAUAUGUGACGUACAUUUUAUUGUUCUUUAGACUCCUAACACCGAACUAUUUUUGCUGAAGGGUCUUAGCGGAAGAAUUAGAAAGUAUAUAAACUUAUUAUGUGUACCCGUAUUCAGAAUUGUUCAGGAUAGUAAAGAUGAAGUAUCUAAUUUGCUGUGUGAUCUUUGGUGUAGUUGCGGCUUCCGGUAAUCAUGGAGGUCCAAUGAGUAUAGUUGGUGGAACAAAUGCCUCACCCAAUCAAUAUCCUUAUCAGAUUUCAAUAAAAGGGGCAGGUUAUAACCAUUUCUGUGGAGGGUCUCUGGUUCGAACUGGAAGCGGUGAAAUAGUUGUAGUGACAGCUGCACAUUGCUUAGAAGGUGAACCGGCAUCUAACGUUCAAGUUGUUGUCGGUAGACAUACCAUUGAUGGCAGCUCAGGAAACCAGUAUACAAAGGAAUACAAAUUAAAGAAAAUAAUCCUGCAUCCUGAAUACGAUAGCGAUACAGUUAACAAUGAUGUUGCAAUCAUGUACCUAGAUGGCACUGUAGACAUCAAUGCUGGUGUUCAACCAAUAGAACUGUCAGAUAAACCAACUGUUAACUAUUUUAAUAAAGAAUGCAUUAUCACUGGAUGGGGUGCACUAACUGAAGGCGGUAAAAGUCCAAAUAUACUUCAGCAUGCCUCAGUCGAUUUCUUCCCUGAUGUCAAAUGCACAAAAGAUUACGGUGAUGGGUAUAAAAAGCAAACAAUGCUUUGUGGUGGAAAACGUGCUGGUGGUAUUGAUGCAUGCCAGGGAGAUUCUGGUGGACCAUUUGCCUGUAAAGAAAAUGGAAAACUGGUAUUAAGCGGAGUAACAAGCUGGGGACAAGGUUGUGCUCAAGCGGGAAAAGCUGGCAUCUAUACCGAUGUAUUUAUGUCUUGAUCUAUAUUGUAGGAGUAACAAGCUGGGGACAAGGUUGUGCUCAAGCUGGAAAAGCUGGCAUCUAUACCGAUGUAUUUACGUCUUGAUCUAUAUUGUAGGAGUAACAAGCUGGGGACAAGGUUGUGCUCAAGCGGGAAAAGCUGGCAUCUAUACCGAUGUAUUUACGUCUUGAUCUAUAUUGUAGGAGUAACAAGCUGGGGACAAGGUUGUGCUGAAGCGGGAAAAGCUGGCAUCUAUACCGAUGUAUUUAUGUCUUGAUCUAUA
Messenger RNA from Mytilus trossulus (common blue mussel), 1207 nucleotides. RefSeq names its product trypsin-1-like. Gene Ontology annotation, biological process: proteolysis. The coding region runs from base 179 to 943 and encodes 254 amino acids. Gene Ontology annotation, molecular function: serine-type endopeptidase activity. The record is from RefSeq and is a predicted model, not a curated record. Lineage: Eukaryota; Metazoa; Mollusca; Bivalvia; Mytilida; Mytilidae. The transcript is spliced from 7 exons.